GCUCCAGCUGGGUUAGGUGCUAUGGUGUAUAUAUAACCUAGGAUUCCUCACUACUUCUAACAAAUCUGUAGGAAGUAACAGACCCCUACCACCCUUCAGUUUCUCUGUUAAACCAACUACGUUGCCCGGACCAUUGACAGGGCUUUGUUCUCGCACAUGACUUCUCCCUUUGAUCCCCAGCUAGGGACAUAUUCCCAUGUCAACGGCCAUCCCGCCGAUAUACUUGACCGCCUUGCCGUGUCAGAGCUGUGCAAAGGCUGGCCAGUUUACCGCGAUGCAUCUGAGUGGAAAAACUUCCGCUCGCUGUUCUGCGGAGAGGCAUUCGUUUGGACGACUUGGAGCAAACGCCAAUCCAUCGACAAUUUCAUCCAAGUAUCGAAGGAGGGCAAGUCCCGCGGUGACUUCAUCAUGCACCGCGAGUGUGGCACAUGCGUGGACCUCAACCCGCAGACCCGCCGCGCCGUUGGUAAGAUGAAGGCUACAAUCACACAACGGUUUGCCAUCCCAGGAGACCUGAAGCGCGGCAUUGAGCCUGUCGUCUUCGAUGUUGACUGCGACUGCCGCUUCCACUUCUUCUGCCUCGAACAGCCGUCCCCGUAUCCGGGCGGCACUCCAGAGUGGAAGGUCCGCUACGUCAAGCUCAUCUACGACAAGGACAAGCUUGUUCCUGUGGACGGCAAGACCGCGCCGACAUUCUCCAAGGACAUGCUGCGGCGAUGUCCGGAGGGCUACCGCUACCUGGGCGCCGCGCAACGCAUGCUGGGGCACGAUGUAGACGAGUUCUUACCAACCAUCCAGGGGGCGGAGAAAGGAGCCGCUCAUCGCUCCUGGCUAGCCAUGUACGAGAAGAUGAGUCAAUGGCUUGACGGUGAUGAAGACAUAGACCUCACAUCUCCUCCUUCGAAUAGUAGCAGUAUCCAUGAGAAUGGGAGACUGCACCUCUGAAGAUAAUGAAGGAUGACCCCUUGGAAUUCCACAUCAUCAACUAGCUGAAUGAUGUCCUAACACUUAUCUGAGCGGUUGAAAUCAUGUUGUGGCGGAAAUGGAAAAUUACGGUGCAUACUGGUUGGAUCUCUGCUUUGGCUUGCGUUGACUAGAUAAAAAGGGGUGAGGGUGGCAUGGACUGAAUUUAGACUAAGUACAUCAUGACAAACAAAAUAGAGGCGCCGGCUAGUUGAAUUUUAUCUCACUUGUUCAUCUUGUGAAGACUACGCA
This is a messenger RNA of Xylaria bambusicola, 1215 nucleotides long. RefSeq lists its product as uncharacterized. NCBI's taxonomy places the organism in Eukaryota, Fungi, Ascomycota, Sordariomycetes, Xylariales, Xylariaceae. The transcript has 2 exons. The record is from RefSeq and is a predicted model, not a curated record. Bases 157 to 945 code for a protein of 262 amino acids.